Molecule: messenger RNA, 2332 nt
Organism: Castor canadensis (American beaver)
Lineage: Eukaryota; Metazoa; Chordata; Mammalia; Rodentia; Castoridae
Gene: Ppp1r14c
Product: protein phosphatase 1 regulatory inhibitor subunit 14C
Biological process (GO): regulation of phosphorylation
Cellular component (GO): cytoplasm
Molecular function (GO): protein serine/threonine phosphatase inhibitor activity
Source: RefSeq, a predicted model, not a curated record
CCGCCUCCCCGGGCGACUCCCACGCCCGGGGCGCUCUCUCCCGCUGGCGCCAGAUCCGGCUUUCUCCGGCGGGACAGAGAGGGUCCUGGGCGGCGUCUUUAAGGCUGCGGUCCCCGCCUUCCCUCCCCGCCUUCCCUCCCCGCCUUCCCUCCUCCCUCCGCGCUCCCAGAGGAGCCGGCGGCCGGGCGCGCGCGGCGCGCGGAGCAGGUGCCCGAGCCCCUCGCAUGCGGCUGCGGGGCCCGCGGUGGUAGCGGCGCCCGCGGUGGUAGCGGCGCCGGGCGCUCCGCCCGCCCCUCCUCCCGGCUGCACUUGGGCUCCGGCGCGUGGGGACAUGUCGGUGGUGACCGGCGGCAACGAGGCGGCCGGCGGGACCGGAGGCGGCGGCACGCGGGUUUUCUUCCAGAGCUCCCGUGGCGGCGCCGGCGGCAGCCCGGGCUCCUCCCGGGAGGACUCGGCGCCGGUGGCCACGGCGGCCACAGCCGGGCAGGUUCAGCAGCAGCAGCAACAACAGCAGCGGCGUCACCAGCAAGGAAAGGUGACAGUGAAGUAUGAUCGCAAGGAGCUUCGCAAGCGGCUGAUGCUGGAGGAGUGGAUCGUAGAGCAGCUGGGGCAGUUGUACGGCUGCGAGGAAGAAGAAAUGCCAGAUGUAGAAAUUGACAUUGAUGACCUUCUUGAUGCAGACAGUGAGGAAGAAAGAGCUUUAAAAUUACAGGAAGCUCUCGUAGAUUGCUACAAACCAACAGAGGAAUUUAUCAAGGAGCUGCUCUCCCGGAUAAGAGGCAUGAGGAAACUGAGUCCUCCACAGAAGAAGAGUGUAUGAUUCUGGAACAGGGUAGAACUCUCUCAGAGACGAAGAAAGAGUCCUGGGAUUUGGACUUCAUGAAGACUUUUACUAAACGAUAAUUGUCCUUAUGAAUAACUUUUCUUUUUUUGGUGUGUGUAGGAGGGAAUCUAUUAGACAUUUAUUCAAGAGUGUUCCUUUUUGUUGUAAUAUUUUAAUAGCAAAGAUAUCACGACUCUGACCACAGCCCAACCAAGGAUUGUAAAAGCAGGUAGACAUCCAAGGAUGGGCCAGGCCAGGCAGUGUUUUCUGCAAGGAUUCAGAUGUUUAGGACCUUACUAUACAGGGAAGAUGGUUUUCUUACAACCAGUUUGGUAAUACUUUUUUCUUAAGUUGUACAUUUGACUCAGAUGUCAAAUUUCUUGUACUUGUAUAUAUCUAUCCACAGCUAAGUUAAAAUGUAGAUGUGAGUUUUAUUUCACAUUGAUGGAAUACACGUGUGUCAUCCUGUAAUGAGUGGUCACAGCAGGUGUUUUGGAGAGGCCAUUAGUCUUCUUCAUGGAAGUGCUGUUGACCAUCAACAUUCACUUUUGGCACCAAACUGAAAGGAUCCAGUGCAUCCGUUAUUUUAAUGAGCUACACUACAAAAAAGUUGAGUUGGGUCAAGGGCUUUGUUUAUGGACUUUAUAUUAUUUCAUUGGUUGGGAUGCUUUGCCAGGCCGUGGGCUUGUUACCCCAUUUGUGGUCUCUUAAAGUUUGAUGAACCCUUAAUUUGAAGAACUAACCUGACUUCUAGAGAAAUACCCAUGCUAUCUGGUGGUGUUUUGCAAUGGAAAAGGGAAGCCCAGUGAGACAACUGACGCUGCUUUCAACCAAAUACUGUGCAUCAUUCUCUCUGUGUGAAAGCAGAUAAAAAGGAAAGUAGCAGAUUGGACAUCCUCCUCCUAAGAAGUGGUUUCUAGCCCCUGCUGUGCCUGGGUAGUGUUAGAUCAGGAGCUGAGUGUUGAGCAAAGUGUAGAGAUGAAAAGCCCUCAUCUUCUCUCAAGACACUUGAUAGAGCAGCAUUUUCUGGUUUGCAAGUGUGGUUGCAGUUCUGGCUUCUCUCAGUACUUCAUGGUGGGAACUUGUGGGCCUUCUGGCUCUAAGUGUGACUGACCUUGAUCUCCAUGCUUGGACAGGCCUCAGCACCUAAACUGUCCCCUCAGUUAUAUACCAGCACUUUGGAGAAGAAUUAAAAUUCACAUGGAACGAGGGCAGGGUAAAAGUUGAGAGUAAAACUUUUAUCUUUCUUCCAGGAGGCCCCUGAUGCCUUUCUAGAAGUCCUGACUACUGUAAGAUGUCUCCAGGUGGCCCUGUCUGAGGACAGGGACCAGGCAUUUUCUCUCAAGGGUGCUUUGAACAUAUUUUAUUUUUUAAAAGAACUAUGUUUGUGAAUUUUAUGUAUACUGGCAAGCUUUUGAAAAUGUAUUUAAUUUUGUAAUGUUUAUCAAUGAUUUAUUUACAAGCUAUUUACUCAAAUAAAUGGAGCUGCUUACAAUCCUGUUUACCUGU